Messenger RNA from Suillus clintonianus, 1839 nucleotides. Its product is annotated as lysophospholipase. Gene Ontology annotation, cellular component: cytosol. Gene Ontology annotation, molecular function: A2-type glycerophospholipase activity. Bases 1 to 1839 code for a protein of 612 amino acids. The transcript has 6 exons. Gene Ontology annotation, biological process: glycerophospholipid catabolic process. NCBI's taxonomy places the organism in Eukaryota, Fungi, Basidiomycota, Agaricomycetes, Boletales, Suillaceae. The record is from RefSeq and is a predicted model, not a curated record.
AUGCUUACCACUCUCCUAGUUGCAUCAUCGCUGCCUCUACUCGCUGUGGCGCAGAGCGCAGCGAGCCUUGCAUAUACUCCCGUCUAUGGCGCAUGUCCGAGCGGGUUUACUCUUGUUCGACAAGCGGGCUCCAGUGCUGCUGGCAAUCAGACUCUAAAUCCUCAAGAAACUGCAUACAUCAGCAGCCGCAAAUCAAAUGUCUUACCUAAUGCAUGGAAGACCUAUCUCUCUAACAUCGAGGCUACUGAUGUGUCAUUACCUUCUUAUGUCUCUGACAUACUCAGUGGCGACAGCGGUGACUAUCCCAACUUGGGUAUUGCGUGCAGCGGAGGAGGCUGGAGAUCUGCCAUGUUCGGCGCUGGUGUCAUGAGUGUACUGGAUAGUCGUAAUGCAGCGUCUGCUGCGUUAGGCACAGGUGGGUUGCUUCAGGCAGCCCAGUACCUUACAGGUCUUUCUAGUGGAUCGCUCCUGGUAGGAACGUUGGCUCAGGCAAAUUUCCCUACUAUGCAUGACCUAAUCUUUGGCACGAAUUCGACGGACCCCACAAACGCAUGGGGCGGAUGGUUUGCGCAGCUCAGCCGAGCGGCUCCAUACACCAACGCGACUCAGAACGCGGAGUACAUCCAAUUACUUGUUGACGAAGUGCGAGGAAAGUUUGAGGCGGGGUUUUCUGUGUCCUAUGUGGACGUGAUUGCGCGCGACAACGGGCGUCAUUUUGUGAACGGGACUGAUAUUAAUAACUUCUACGAUGAGUUCCUGGUGCACGGAGCGGGAUAUACCUGGUCUGCCGUCGCAAAUGUCUCAACUUUCAUGGCAUACGAGCAGCCAUUCCCCAUUAUCCUUGCGACACUGUUGUCUCCCAAUGGAAAUCUAUCCACCGUCGUCCCGGGCUUCCUUAUUCCAACCUCGAACCCCGUCGUGGAGCUCAACGUUUUGUGUGUUUCAGAUGAAAUGGGAUCGUACGAUCCCACCCUUGCCGCGUUUACGCCAAUGAAAUACCUGGGAACGGCGAACGAGUCCAUCUGUGCCACCAAUUUUGAUCAAACUAGCUUUAUCAUGGGAGCUUCUGGUGAUGCGGAUAUUUUCUUUAAUACAUCGGAAUCGACCCUCAUCAACUCCCCGAUGUAUCCGAUACUCGAGGUUCUCAAUAAUACAAUUCCCCAAACCGGCGUUGUCCUUGAUGGCACGCUCUUCCCAAACCCUUUCCUUGGCCCCGCUACAGAGGGCGCGUUCAUUGACGCGGAUGAAACAAUACUCGCGCUGUCUGACGGAGGAAGCAGUGGAGAAGUAAUUCCAAUUCAGCCUUUGCUGGUUAAGGCGAGAGGGGUUGACACCAUUUUUGCCAUUGACGCUAGUCAAGACUUGGAAAAUGCAUAUUGGUCAGCUGGUGGAUCUCUGAUUAACACGCAGAACCGAGUCAACACACUGUUUCCCACUGCUUACUCGUUCCCUCCUGUCCCAACCAAUAUCUCCGAGUUCAUUGCCCAGAACCUCUCUACCAGGCCGACUUUCUUUGGAUGCGAUUCCAGCACGGAGGCACCGUUGCUCAUCUAUCUAGCCAACGGUGGUCCGCCGAGGGAUGGCGAGACGUCACUGACGAAUGUCGCGCCACUUAACGUCACAACCGAACAAAUGCAGGCGUUCCUCGACCAGACUUAUAUGAUCGCUAUGCAAGGAAACUCGGCAGACCCGAGUAGUGCAAUUGACCCCGAGUGGCCCGCGUGCCUUGCAUGCGCAGUUGUGGACCGUGCGCGGAAUAGGACUGGGGCGGAUAGAAGUGGGAUUUGUUGUAGCUGCUUUGAGCGAUACUGCUGGAAUGGCUCGACAUAUGGGCUAUAA